This is a messenger RNA of Cynoglossus semilaevis (tongue sole), 1134 nucleotides long. It is a transcript of the gene ahsgb, whose product is annotated as alpha-2-HS-glycoprotein 1. Lineage: Eukaryota; Metazoa; Chordata; Actinopteri; Pleuronectiformes; Cynoglossidae. The transcript is spliced from 7 exons. Gene Ontology annotation, molecular function: cysteine-type endopeptidase inhibitor activity. Gene Ontology annotation, cellular component: extracellular region. The coding region runs from base 66 to 1067 and encodes 333 amino acids. The record is from RefSeq and is a predicted model, not a curated record. Gene Ontology annotation, biological process: negative regulation of endopeptidase activity.
UCAGAGCUGUGGACCAGUCCAUGUCUUUAUAAAGCCAAAGCAGACGCCUCUGAUUGGACUUCACCAUGAGGACUCUACAGGUGGUGGUGCUGUUGUGCUGGAUGGCGCUCCUCUGCAGUGCUGCUCCACCUACACCAAAUGUGACCUGCAGUGAUGAUAGCGAAGCAGCAGCUGCACGACUGGCACUGCAUCGCAUCAACCAGAACCAUCGUCACGGAUACAAGUUCAUGCUGUGGAAGAUCAAGAGCAACACAACGGAGAAGGUGGAAGGAGGCUGUAGAAUUGAGUUAGAACUGGACCUUAAGGAGACAAAGUGUCACGUUGUCAACCCCAAACCCAUUGAGGAGUGUGGAAUACGUAGCUCUGGUGAGCGAGUAGUCAUAGCCAACUGUACAGUGACAGUGGAGGUAUAUGAUGCUGACUUUGCAACCCAAUAUAAAUGCGACACAAAACAAGAAAUAAGCCAGUCCGAGAUGAGUAGAAUGUGUCCAGACUGUCCAGUCAUGCUUCCACACACAAACCCCACGACACUGUCCUACAUCCAACAAGCUGUGAAGGAAUUUAACAAGAACAGCAGCGAAGAGAACGUCUACGUCCUGCAGGAAGUGGGACGGGUUACAUCUGGGUACAUGAUGGAAGCAGGGAUGGGCUACUUCUUUGAGUUCCUGAUGGUGGAGACUGAUUGCAAAAAAGACUCCAGAAUCGCGCAUCCAGCCUGUAAACCCCUCUGCUUUGACAGAGCUCAUCAUUUCUUCUGUACUUCAUCCGCCACCACUAGACAUGGACUGGGAAAAUUAAACUGUGAAUCCUAUCCACCAUUGAACACUGAGCCUCGUGGACCUGGUGAGCAGCCUAAAUGUGAUUAUGCUCCUCCCAGUAGGGUCGGACCACCGGCCCCUUCCUCUGGUAAAGUAGGACCACCCUCCCAUAAAGAAUCAGUGCCACUCAUCCAUCCAACACCACAAGUUGACCAUGUUGCCCCCCCUCCUCCAAUUGAUCCUUGCCAUAUUUCUUUAAGCAAAAGCAACCCCGCCCUCCACCCUAUCUGCCCUUUUCCUUUGCCCUGAACCUGUGGCAAACUGACUUACCAGAGUCUGAUGUUUCACUGAUGACAAUAAAGUUACAAUGAGUGAG